UGUAUUCAUCUCUCUCUCUCUUCAGUCCGUCCUACCUAACUCGACCACCCACACCUCUCUCCUACUGCGCUGCUCAUCACUCAGUCUGGAUUCAACAGCUCAGACACAUCAGAUGUCCCCGACCCCCCGUCUACCUGUCUGCCUACCCGUCUGUUUACCUGUCUGUCCUUCAACAACAACAUGAAGAAACAAAAGAGACUUUGGUUUCUGCUCUGGGUGUGUGUUUGCUGUAUUGGUCCGACAUGUUGUUGGCACGACUUGGACAACAGAGAGUACGACUGCUGGCCUCUCGACGGACCCAACGAUAGCAACAUGAUCGAAUGUGGAGGUCUGGAGAUGGCCUGGGUGGUCCGUCCUCCUGAGGCCGUGAAGAGCGGCGAGGUGUUCAGCGUCACGUACUCGGUAACGGCCCAGGAUUUUUUCUACCGGUGGGCCGUCGAAAACCACAUCUUCACACACAGCUCCAUAGUAAACGCUGAAGCAGCUCGGAGGUUCUGCGAACAUCACGACUGUCCGUCCAACUGGAAAGAUGCAGACGGAGAAAACUGCUGCAUUCAUCAUGCUAACAUCCACUCCUGUCCACUGGGAUACAUGACAUCGGAGAGCAUCUGCGGCCCCUGGAUUCCUGACGAUGGAAAAAUCUUCACACACACCAUCUCUACGUCCGGAAAGAUGACCCAGACCAACUGGACUGCCAAGGUGGUUUUGCUCCAUGCUGGUUUAACCUCGCUCAUCGCUCACAUACGAGUUGGUCGCAUGCAGGUUGCUCUGGAGGCCAAGAGCACCGUGCUGCCCGCUGUAGUUUGUGGUGAUGGUGUCUGUGAGGAGGCGGAGCUUUGUUCCACCUGUCCAGCCGACUGUGGUGAAUGCCCUAUGACCCCGGCCACCAAGCUGGCCAUCGGCCUGCCGCUCAGCCUGCUCUGCCUCUGCUUCAUACUGACUGCUGUCUGGCUGCGGUACCAGAAACAGAAGCUGUUGUGGGACGAGAGUUGGAUCAUCGACUUCUCUACAAUAAAACAAGAUCAGGAAGCUCGGAUGACCAUGGGCAGUAUAAUGAGUGUGCCAGUGGGAAACAGUGACAGUAACACCAGCUGUAUAACUGCUCUCAGCUCAUGUACGGGACAACCGGGAAACCGAAAAAUACUGUUCACCUGCACCGGGAUAUAUGACGGCAGGACGGUGGCAAUCAAGAGGAUUCAUACAAAGACUUUCUCUCUGUCCAAAACCAUCAGACAGGAAGUCAAACAAGUCAGGGAACUCGAUCACCCCAACCUCUGUAAGUUUAUAGGUGGGUGUGUUGAGGCUCCAAACGUUGCCAUAGUGACAGAGUACUGCCCAAAAGGAAGCCUGAACGACGUUCUUCUCAAUGACGAGAUCCCUCUCAACUGGGGCUUCAGGUUUUCCUUCGCCACAGACAUCGCCAGAGGAAUGUCGUACCUCCACCAACACAGGAUCUGUCACGGUCGACUCAAGUCUCUGAACUGUGUCUUAGAUGACCGCUGGGUUUGUAAAAUAACAGAUUACGGUCUGUGGAUGUAUCGCAGGGAUGACGGGGCGGAGCCUCUUUCCACCUAUCAGCAGAGACUCUUGGAGGUGUACAUGCCGCCAGAGUUUCAUAACUCCAACAUGGAGCCGACGCUGGCUGGAGACGUGUUUAGUUAUUCCAUCAUUCUGCUGGAGAUAGCCACUCGCAGCGACCCCGUCCCCGCAGAGGAGUCUAAUCUGGAGUGUGCCUGGUGUCCUCCUCUACCUGAACUGAUCUCCAGUAAAGCUGACAACACCUGCCCAUGUCCUGCUGACUACGUAGAGCUGAUUCGAAGAUGCCGCUCUCAUAACCCCGCCCACCGACCCACCUUUGAACAAAUCAGGAAGUUUGUUCACCGAAUCAACCCCGUCAAAGUCAGUCCGGUGGACAUGAUGAUGAACCUGAUGGAGAAGUACAGUAAACAUCUGGAGGUGUUGGUGGCCGAGCGGACUCAAGACCUGAUGCAUGAGAAACAGAAAACUGACAGGCUGCUGUACAGUAUGCUUCCUAAGCAGGUAGCUGAUGACCUGCGCCAGGGGAAACCGUUGCAGGCUCAGAGUUACGUCAGUGCCACCGUCUUCUUCAGUGAUAUCGUGGGCUUUACCCAGCUGUCCAGCACCAGCACUCCCUACCAGGUUGUGGAUUUCCUUAACAAACUCUACACAACAUUUGACGACAUCAUCGACAACUACGACGUCUACAAGGUGGAAACCAUCGGAGAUGCCUACAUGGUGGUGUCCGGCGUUCCCCAGGAAAAUGGGAUCCUCCACGCCUCAGAGAUCGCCAGCAUGGCUCUGGACCUGGUGGGCGUCUGUCGCACCUUCAGGAUCCCUCACAAACCCAACAUGCAGCUGCAGAUACGAGGCGGGAUACACUCCGGUCCGGUGGUUGCAGGUGUUGUAGGGACGAAGAUGCCUCGUUACUGUUUGUUCGGAGACACCGUUAACACAGCGUCUAGGAUGGAGUCCACCAGCCUGGCCCUGAAGAUCCAGUGCAGCUCCAGUGCAUUUUACCUGCUGGAGGAGAUCGGCGGAUACGUGCUGGAGUGCAGAGGAAUGCUGCAGGUCAAAGGGAAAGGCGACAUGGUGACUUACUGGUUGGCGGGGAAGAAGGUGUCUCUGGUCGCCAGGGACGUCAGCCCGGACACCAAGACGACCAAGCACGUCACCAUGGAGAUGGAGAAAGAGAUGGAGAAAGAGCGGGAGCUGUAUUCGUCCAUGCCGGGGUUUCUGAACGACGAUCUGCUCCUGGAUCCGGCCUGACCCCCAAACUCUGAGUUCAUCAUUUGAUUAGUUCUCUUCAGUCGUCAUCCCUGUUUCUUCACAUGUUGAAACGUUUGUAUAAUGUGUUAUAUGUUGUUGUAUGUUGUUAUAUGUUGUUACAUGUAUCUGUCUAUUAUCUGUGAUUAAUCCACUGAACAACAGACUCCUGAACACGUCAUCUUAACAACACAUCAUCAUAAUCGACAAAGAUACUUUCAGUCUAAUGUUUAAAGAAAGAAACAGUUUCUACGCAGUUGUUUCACAUUAAAAGCCUAUCACAGUCCAUCACUUUAAUGGUAGGGUUUUAAUGUGAAACUGCCACAGGAAGUAGUUAGUUUCACUGAUGGUUCCUUAAAAGGAACGAGGAAACGUGAACGAAGGGAUGAACCAGGUCUUAAUGAAAAAACACCAGAGAACUGGUCGAAAAAUCUCUGCUGGACUAAAGACUGGAAACUAAAAACUAAAGACUAGAGACUAAAGACUAGAGACUAGAGACUAAAGACUAGAGACUGGAGACUAAAGAUUAGAGACUAAAGACUAAAGAUUAGAGACUAAAAACUAAAGAUUAGAGACUAAAGACUAAAGACUGGAGACCAGAGACUAUAAACUGCACAAAAACAAAUGAGUAAAACCAUAUAUUGUUGUUCUUGUGUGGAUUUAUAAUAAUAAACAGCUGAUGAGUA
Messenger RNA from Seriola aureovittata, 3470 nucleotides. RefSeq names its product atrial natriuretic peptide receptor 1-like. Gene Ontology annotation, biological process: intracellular signal transduction; protein phosphorylation; receptor guanylyl cyclase signaling pathway. Bases 181 to 2787 code for a protein of 868 amino acids. Lineage: Eukaryota; Metazoa; Chordata; Actinopteri; Carangiformes; Carangidae. The record is from RefSeq and is a predicted model, not a curated record. Gene Ontology annotation, molecular function: protein kinase activity; ATP binding; peptide receptor activity. The transcript has 23 exons.